UAUGAACAAGGAAAGAUCAACUCUACUUUGGUCUUACAAGACGCCCGAUAAACUUUUAACUGUUAAAUUAGGCGAAAAUCCAGUAGAGUCUGUUAAAAAAUUCAUAGUUAAUAAUUUAACUAUCCAGACCAACUACGAACUAGUUAGUAUUGGAGCUGCUAUAACCAAAUUUAUGCCUUUCACUGCUAUUCCUCCUCACGCACUCUCCUAUAGUGUCCUUCUCAUUCUACCAACAAAAAAUACUUGUCUAACAAUUUGGAUGGAACAGGAAAAAGUUCAAGAAUUUGAAAUUCAUCUUCUCAAAACUGUUUUCAAUUUGAAGAAGAAACUAGCCGAAGUAACUGGAUGGCCAAUUCAUCUAAUUGAUUUCACUGUACGAGGAGAUGUUCUUGAAAAUUCAGCGCAACUAAUCAAUUUACGUUUGGACGACAAAAUACAAUUGACUCUUCAACCUUCUCCACAUUUCUUUAUAAACAUUGAAACAUUUUGGGGGAAAACAUACGAAAUUGAAAUAAACCAAUUAACAACGGCCAGACAAUUGAUCAAAUCAACUUUGAUACAAACAUUAACAGAUGAUGUACGAUUUAACUAUAAAAUGUAUUUACCCAAUGAAAAAUCAUUUAAGCACUUGAUAAUGAUUAAAUUUAACGGAAUCUUGUUAAAAUACGACGAAUGCUUGAAUAAAUAUAGGAUUAAAGUUGGUGACCGUAUAAAGCUGUUAACAACAGGCCAAGAAAGAUGCGAAGAGAAUAUUCAAGUUCAUUUAACUAUUUUAAAUGGUAAUUUAUUCCAAUUGCUUUUGGCAAAAUACGAUAAUUGGUUUAUUGCCUAUUUAAAGCUAUUAAGUAAUUCUGAAAUUUACGUAAAUAGCAUAAAGAUACGUUUGAAUGGAAAUUAUGUCAAUUGGGAAGAGCCAAUUCUUUCUUCCUCCAUAGAUACUUCUAAUAAAAUUAUUAUUAAAGCAAAUGUUGACACGAUUAACGAAUCUGUAAAGAAAUCGUCUACUGAAUGUCUUCAAUUAGCUGUUAGAGCGCCAUCUGGGGUCAUUCACCAUGUUCAAGUUGAUAAAACUGCAAAGAUAAGGGACGUUAGAAGAAAGUUAAAAGAAGAGAAAUGUAUGGAAAAUCUUAAACAUAUGAAAUUUUCGUACGAUUAUCAAGUUUUACCUUCGAAUUAUUCGCUCAAUGAUUUAUCGUCAAAUGAUGAAAUCUAUUUGGAAUUAAAGUUCAAAUCGUUACCAAUUAUCGUAAAAACCAAGACGAAUUCAAGCAUUUGCUUUAAUCUACCUAUUAAUACGAGUUUAAGAGAGAUUAUUGAAAAGGUUAAGCCCGGUCGAAAUAAUAUAGGAAUUAUGAUGGGAGGAGAAUAUCUGAAAGAGAAAGAAGGUUCUCUCCUAACAGACUACGGUUUAUACGUCAAUAGUUGUAUUUGGUUGCGUAAUAUUGAAUUUGAACAAAUAAUGUAUCUAUCAUCUGAAAAUAGUCAACAAAUACCUCUGACAAUCAGAACUGACGGUGUUGAUUCGACUCAACUGCAAGAAUUACAUCUUUCGCCCGGUAGUAGAAUAUCUUUACAGCUUUUCAUCAAUUGGAGGUACAAGAAGCAACUUCAAUUUCGUUCUGAUAAGAUAAUUAUUACUAGUUGGCAUAAGAAAGGUUCAAAACCGGAUUUAAUCUUAGCCGAAGAUAAUAGUCGUUUAUUAAACAAUGGAAAAACUGGAAAAAGUAUUAAAUUUCAAGAUAAUCAUGAAGAUAACCGUGGAAAAGUCAAUGAUAGAAUAAAAUUAGACAAAUAUUCUUUACAACCAUCAACAUCGUUAGAAUAUAGGCGACUAAAACAGCAAACCUUGUUAAAGAAUCGUCUAUUCGAGAGUUUUACCGUUGAUAGGAAGAAGAAUGAUUAUAAAAGUAAUUUCUGGUCGAGCGAUGAACUAAGACGAUUAGUUAGAACUCCUAGUCUUAAAUUAUCCGUUUCAUAUGAAAAUCAAUCGAAAUUCAAGAUUUGA
Molecule: messenger RNA, 2005 nt
Organism: Dimorphilus gyrociliatus
Lineage: Eukaryota; Metazoa; Annelida; Polychaeta; Dinophilidae
Source: the annotation of a GenBank genome assembly